This is a messenger RNA of Scomber japonicus (chub mackerel), 618 nucleotides long. RefSeq names its product transmembrane protein 275a (gene tmem275a). Lineage: Eukaryota; Metazoa; Chordata; Actinopteri; Scombriformes; Scombridae. The record is from RefSeq and is a predicted model, not a curated record. Bases 1 to 618 code for a protein of 205 amino acids. The transcript has a single exon.
AUGGUCAUCAAUGAAAGAAACACCGGCACCCCUGUACCUAAAAAGGAGCCACAAAAGAAGAACAAGAGGACGUCUCGCCCUCAUGGCCUGCCCAGUCCGGCACUCUGCUGUGCCUGUGGCCUAUGCAUCAUGCUGGCUGGACUCAACAUCACCCUGGUGGGAGCAUUUGCUUUCAGCACACCGUUGCCUUCUGCCAACCCCUCGAUCAUUAUUGGACCUAUCCUACUGCUGGUGGCCUUCUCCUUUUUCGGGGCCUGUUGCGUGUGCAGCCGCCUCCCCCCUCCCCACAGCUCGAGGUCUAAGGUGGGUGGCAGGGGCACGGGCUUGAUGGGACAUGGUGGGCUGGCUGGAGGAGCAGCGUUUGAAAUAGAGACCAGCGAGCACACGCUGCAGGAUACUACAGCUGUGCAGCUGAGCCCCACAUCCUCCCCUGGAUCAUCCCGGGUGUCCAGCCCAGACAGAGAGGCCCCUGAUGCAGCCCCACCAGGAGCCUGCAAGCUCUUCACCAUGGAGACCAAUGGCCCUUCUUCUGUUUCAGCCACUGUAGUUUACUCAGCCUCCACAGCAGCAGGAGGUGAGGUGAGGCUCAACCUGCCACGUGAAGAAGUGGUGACCUAG